Molecule: messenger RNA, 2371 nt
Organism: Phodopus roborovskii (desert hamster)
Lineage: Eukaryota; Metazoa; Chordata; Mammalia; Rodentia; Cricetidae
Gene: Fignl2
Product: fidgetin like 2
Exons: 2
Coding region: 242-2206 (654 amino acids)
Molecular function (GO): microtubule severing ATPase activity; ATP hydrolysis activity; ATP binding
Source: RefSeq, a predicted model, not a curated record
UGCCUGCGGGGGGAGCCUGGGCCGCCCCUUGUCCGGCCACCCCCACUGCCCAGUCCCGCUCCCGGCCGCGGCGGCCGCAGCAGCCGCAGCAGCAGCGGCCCCAGGAUGGUGAGCGCCGCUGACCCCCAGCCCUGGCCCGUCGCCCCCGGCCCGCGCUCCCGCCCCGGUCCCUGGGCCGGACGCCCCCCGAGGCCGCGCACACUCACCUAGGACCCGGCCGGGAUGCCGAGCUCUUUCGAAGAUGCACUGGACACCAGAACACGCCCAGCCCCUCAACCAGUGGCCAGAGCAGCAUCUGGACAUCUCCUCCACUACUCCAUCGCCGGCCCACAAAUUGGAGAUGCCUCCAGGGGGUCGCCAGCGCUGCCACUACGCUUGGGCACACGACGACAUCUCCGCCCUCACUGCCUCCAAUCUCCUCAAGCGCUAUGCUGAAAAGUAUUCCGGAGUCCUGGACUCGCCCUACGAGCGCCCAGGCCUGGCCAGCUACAGUGACGCCGCUUUCCUCAACGGUGCCAAAGGGGACCCGGAGCCCUGGCCCGGUCCGGAGCCACCUUACCCCCUGGCCUCGCUCCACGAAGGCCUCCCGGGAGCCAAGCCGGCCGGUGGGAGUGGGUCCGCAGGCCUUGGAGGCUCCCCGGUGGUAGCAGGAAACCUGGCUGAGCCGCUGUACACCAGCAACGCCUGCGGGGGCCCGUCGGCGGCCACCGAGUACGCGACGGGCUACGGGGGCGGGUACCUGGCGCCCGGCUACUGCGCACAGACGAGCGCUGCGCUGGCCCCGCCGCCCCCGGCCGCGCUCCUGCAGCCUGCGCCGCCGCCCGGUUACGGGCCCUCGGCGCCGCUCUACAACUAUCCGGCCGCGGGCUACCCCGCGCAGCCCGGCUACGGAGCGCUCCCGCCUCCCGCCGCGCCCGCUGCGACCUACCUGCCGUCGGGUCUGGCGGCGCCCACGCCCCUGCCUGCCCCCGCGCCGCCCCGGCCCGCGCCCUACAGCUUCCCCGCUGCCGCCACAACCGCUGCCACCGAGGGCGUGUCGCUGAAGCGCAAGGCGGUGGACGAGGGCGCGGAGGCACGCUACCGCAAGUACGCUUACGAGCCCGCCAAGGCUCCCGCGGCCGACGGCGCCAACUACCCCGCCGCGGACGACGCCGAGUGUCGGGGCAACGGGUUCCGCGCGAAGCCUCCCGGGGCCACGGAGGAGGGGACGGGCAAGUACGGUGGCGGCGGGGGUGCUCUUAAGGUCCUGGGCUCCCCCGUCUACGGCCCGCAACUCGAGCCCUUUGACAAGUUCCCUCCCGAGCGGGUCCCCGCCACCCGCGGGGGAUUCACGGCGCCGUCGGGCGAGCCACCCAAGGGUGUGGAUCCAGGGACCUUGGAGCUGGUGACCAGCAAGCUGGUGGACUGCGGGCCCCCGGUGCAGUGGGCAGACGUGGCGGGCCAGGGCGCGCUCAAGGCGGCGCUGGAGGACGAGCUGCUGUGGCCCCUGCUGAGGUCUCCCGCCUGUCCCGGAAGCGCUCACCCGCCACGGACCGUGCUGCUCUUCGGGCCCCAUGGCUCAGGCAAAGCACUGCUGGCCCGUUGCCUCGCCACCCAGCUGGGCGCCACGCUGCUGCGCCUGCGCGGGGCCGGCCUGGCCGCUUCGGGUGCAGUCGAGGGCGCGCGCCUCCUGCAGGCGGCCUUCGCGGCUGCGCGCUGCCGCUCGCCCGCCGUGCUGCUCAUCAGCGAGCUGGACGCGCUGUUGCCGACGGCGCGGGACGACGGGGCGUCGCUGCGGGCCCCGCUGCUGGCCUGCCUGGACGGAGGCUGCAGCGCGCGAGCCGACGGCGUGCUGGUGGUGGGUACCACCUCGAGGCCCGCGGCCCUGGACGAGGCCACUCGCCGGCGCUUUGCGCUGCGCUUGUACGUGGCGCUGCCUGACGGUGCGGCGCGCGGGCAGAUCCUGCAGAGGGCGCUAGCUCAGCAGGGCUGUGUGCUGAGCGAGCGGGAGCUGGCCGCCCUGGUGCAGGGCACCCAGGGCUUCUCCGGAGGCGAGCUGGGGCAGCUGUGUCAGCAGGCAGCGGCUGAGGCGGGCCUUUCUGGACUGCAGAGGCCCCUUUGCUACAAAGAUGUGGAGGCUGCUCUGGCCAAGGUGGGCCCUCGGGCUUCCCCCAAGGAUCUGGACUCGCUAGUGGAGUGGGACAAAAUGUAUGGUUCUGGACACUGAGGGUGGUGUCGGGAAGGCCACCUCCGCCUGAGGCGAUGAUGUCCUUGAUUGGCCCAAGGAGUGAUGAAUGUGGUAUGGAAGAGAGGAGCGCUCUGCCGGUCGAUUUGUUUUUCAUGGGAAGGAAAACGCUUCUGCCAGGCAGAUCGAUGACAUGUGCACCGUGUA